AUGGUAGCAGCACGGCGGUAUUAUUAUUAUCUUAACGAACGUGGUCAUUUAUUUCAUAUAUUUGAUGUAAAGGGAUUUGUGCAGAGUAAACAGAAACCCGCUGGACCUGCUUACCUCCGUGAUGGAGUAUUUCUUGAUUUCUUCUAUCAACGUCUUCAACGGAAUAGUCUAACACAUAUUACGGCAUGUAAUAAUAAUAAUAAUAAUAAUAAUAAAAUGUCUGGAGGUAUUUCGGAAUCCAUAAUAGUUGAGGAUAACCUUGUAAUGACAGUGGAUCAGUUUUUACAGUUUUUUCCAUAUGUGAGUUUAUGUGGAAAAGAAAAAAAUUUUCUCAGUGUACAAGAUGCCCCCGUAGUGUUUACAGAUUAUAAUUUUAACUCAGAGUUAAAAGAAAAAAAAGAAAAAGAAAAAGAUCUAGAUAGUGUGGCUACUCUCUCCUUUGCUGGUUCUCUGCAGGAACCAUUUCAACCAUCUGCGUUAACCGUCACGCAAGCGGGAAAACUCUUUCAUCCCAUCACAACAUUAAAAUAUUUACACCGCACAACUGCUGAGCAGCCGAGUGAAAGUGUAAAAGGUCUUGUCGGGGCGCAGGUGGGGCUGAAGUUGGGAUUUGAUUUUCUCUGUGAGGAACAGAACAGGGAUGGACAAUAUAUGAUUGAGUGGAAUGGGCAGAAAUACGUUAUUCCAUAUAGUAGUGACCAGUAA
This is a messenger RNA of Trypanosoma theileri, 705 nucleotides long. RefSeq names its product putative UPF0598 protein C8orf82. The record is from RefSeq and is a predicted model, not a curated record. NCBI's taxonomy places the organism in Eukaryota, Euglenozoa, Kinetoplastea, Trypanosomatida, Trypanosomatidae. The transcript has a single exon. The coding region runs from base 1 to 705 and encodes 234 amino acids.